Sinocyclocheilus grahami is the source of this 1802-nucleotide messenger RNA. Its product is annotated as 4-aminobutyrate aminotransferase, mitochondrial-like. Gene Ontology annotation, biological process: GABA catabolic process. Gene Ontology annotation, cellular component: mitochondrion. The record is from RefSeq and is a predicted model, not a curated record. Gene Ontology annotation, molecular function: pyridoxal phosphate binding; transaminase activity. The transcript has 14 exons. Bases 418 to 1794 code for a protein of 458 amino acids. NCBI's taxonomy places the organism in Eukaryota, Metazoa, Chordata, Actinopteri, Cypriniformes, Cyprinidae.
CUGAACAGCGUUCUUGAUUCAAAAGAUUCGAGUCACGGAGAUGAAUCAAAACCAAGACUAUUAGACUGGAGCUUCGAUUACAUUAUGGGAGAUAUGAAGUGCUGACUGCACACAGCUGUGCUCGGUGCAAGGCAUCUGACAUUUCCGAGAGCAGCAAGGCUCUCUCUAUUGGCUGGAGUCGGCGGAUCCCCCAGCAAAUCCCUCCACUCGCGAAAAAGGCCACUUCAAAUGAUCUUUUAAAGUCUGUCUGUGUUCCUCGCUCCUGCGCCCAUCUCUUUCUUUUUCGUUCUUCCGCCAAGAACCUACUAGAUUUCACCUCCUAUACAGCAAAAAGGCACAGAGGUGAAGUGAAAGGCAGGUGCUGUGUGCUGUCUCUCUCUCUCUCUCUCUUCAUCUCUGUCUCGGUGAGUGCUACACAUGGCUUCCUCACUCCUGACCCGCCAGCUGGCCAUCUCCCUUCAGCAUAACCUGCGUCUCGCCGCUCCAGGUUCCAGAUAUGUCAGCAAAACUGCCACAAAGACAGUUUCAGAGUUUGAAUAUGACGCCCCAUCCAUGAAAACUGCUGUGCCAGGUCCAAAGUCCCAGGAGCUGCUGAGACAACUCGGAGAGAUUCAGAAUGUUGGAGCGAUUCAUUUCUUCUGCAACUAUGAGGAGAGCAGGGGAAACUACCUGGUGGACGUGGACGGCAACCGAAUGCUGGACGUGUACACACAAAUCUCCUCCAUCCCCAUCGGUGAGCUCAGCCAAUAUAUGUGCAAGAGCUCUCUGCUGGUCAUAGCUGGGAUUGCUAUGCAGAGUUUUAUGGACACUGUUUCCUUUAGUGAAUCCUUUUUGUGUGAAUCUUUGUUUUCACAGAGUGCAUUUGUCAACCGGCCGGCACUUGGUAUUCUGCCACCUGAGAACUUUCCAGACAAACUGAUCGAGAGCCUGCUAUCGAUUGCCCCCAGCGGGAUGACGCGAGUACAAACCAUGGCCUGUGGUUCCUGCUCCAAUGAGAAUGCUUUCAAGACCAUGUUUAUCUGGUACAGAAAUAAGGAGAGAGGAUACGCCAUCCCCUCUGAGCAGGAAGUCGGCACUUGCAUGAUCAACCAGAGUCCUGGAUGCCCAGAUUUGAGCAUCUUGUCUUUCAUGGGAGCUUUCCAUGGAAGAACUUUGGGUUGCCUGGCUACAACACAUUCCAAAGUCAUUCACAAGCUGGAUAUACCGUCCUUCGACUGGCCCAUCGCACCCUUCCCUAAACUGCAGUACCCUCUGGAGGAGUUUGUGAGGGAGAACGCCCAGGAAGAGGCCCGCUGCCUGGAGGAGGCUGAGGAUCUCAUCGUGAAGUGGAGGCAGAAGGGCAAACCAGUGGCUGGCAUUGUGAUCGAGCCCAUCCAGGCGGAGGGAGGGGACAACCACGCUUCACCUGACUUCUUCAUCAAACUGAGAAAUAUUGCACGCAAGCAUGGCUGUGCUUUCCACGUGGAUGAGGUGCAGACAGGUGGAGGAACAACAGGCAAGUUCUGGGCCCAUGAGCAUUGGGGCCUGGACGACCCUGCUGAUGUUGUCUCCUUCAGCAAGAAGCUGCUGACAGGAGGAUACUACCACAGGGAUGAACUGCAACCAGACAAACCCUACAGAAUCUUCAACACGUGGAUGGGAGACCCCUCAAAGAAUCUGUUCUUAUCAGAGUUGCUUAAUGUGAUCCGAAGAGAGAACCUUCUGGAGGAGGUGAUGCGCUCAGGGAAGACUCUUCUACAGGGCCUUUACGCACUGCAGGUACGGCCAUCUCCAUUUCUAUCCUCACAUGACUGAUUCCUCAC